AUGGACGCGGAGAGCGGCGGCGGCGCGGCGAGGACGCCGGCGCGGAGGAAGCGGCCGUGGAGCGCGGAGCUUCUGCUGGCGUACCAGAGCCUCGGGGUGGUGUACGGCGACGUGGCCACGGCGCCGCUCUACGUCUUCAAGAGCGCCUUCGCCGGCGGGGACAUCGAGCAUUCCGCGGGGAACGAGGAGAUCUACGGCGUGCUCUCCCUCGUCUUCUGGACGUUGACCCUCAUCCCGCUCCUCAAGUAUGUCUUCCUCGUGCUCCGCGCCGACGACCACGGCGAGGGCGGCACCUUCGCGCUCUACUCCCUCAUCUGCCGCCGCGUCCGCGCCGGCCUCCUCCCCGGCGGCGGCGGCGACCUUGCGGUGCAACCGCACGAGGGCGCGGCGCCGGCGCCUGCGCUCCGCCUCUCGAGCGUGCGCGCCGCCCUGGAGCGGCACAGGGUCCUGCAGAGACUGCUGCUCCUGCUCGCCCUCCUCGGGACCUGCAUGGUCAUCGGCGACGGCGUGCUCACCCCUGCCGUCUCCGUGAUCUCGGCGGUGUCCGGGCUCGAGCUCUCGCUGGACAAUAAGCAGCACGAAUAUAUACUGCUACCGGUAACGUGCGCUAUACUGGUGGGCUUGUUCACCCUGCAGCACUACGGCACGCACAGGGUCGGCUUCAUUUUUGCGCCUAUCGUCUGCUUGUGGCUUCUCUGCAUCAGCGCCAUAGGGGUCUACAACAUCAUCCACUGGAAUCCGCAUGUGUACCGAGCUCUUUCGCCAUACUACAUGUACAAAUUUCUUCAGAAGACUCAAACAGGUGGCUGGAUGUCACUGGGUGGGAUCCUUCUAUGUGUAACCGGGUCUGAAGCUAUGUAUGCGGACCUUGGACAUUUUUCACAGUCUUCGAUUAAGAUAGCUUUCACAUCUUUAGUUUACCCAGCUCUAAUACUGGCAUAUAUGGGACAAGCUGCUUACAUUUCAAGACAUCACAAUUUCGAGAAUAUUAAUCAUAUUGGAUUCUACGUAUCCGUCCCAGAAAAAAUCAGAUGGCCUGUUCUGGUGAUUGCAAUUCUCGCAGCCGUUGUCGGGAGCCAAGCAGUUAUUACUGGCACAUUCUCAAUUAUCAAACAGUGCUGUUCAUUAAAUUGCUUCCCUAGGGUGAAGAUUGUGCAUACAUCCUCUACAGUACAUGGCCAGAUAUACAUACCAGAGAUCAAUUGGAUCUUGAUGAUACUAUGCCUUGCUGUUACUAUAGGCUUCAGAGAUACGAAGCAUUUGACAAAUGCACAAGGUUUGGCGAUCAUAACUGUUAUGCUCGUCACAACUUGCUUGAUGUCACUGGUUAUAGUCCUUUGCUGGAACAAGAACAUAGUGUAUUCCCUCGGGUUCCUUUUUUUCUUUGGUGCAAUUGAAGUUCUUUACUUCUCAGCAUCCCUUGUCAAAUUUCGCGAAGGGGCUUGGGUACCCAUCACCCUGUCCUUCAUUUUCAUGAUGGUGAUGUGCGUGUGGCACUAUGGUACCAUAAAGAAGUAUGAUUUUGAUGUCCAAAACAAGGUCUCUAUAAGUUGGUUCUUGAAUCUUGGCCCUUCCUUGGGGAUUGUUCGGGUCCGAGGCAUUGGGCUGAUACAUACAGACAUUAUGUCUGGUAUUCCAGCCAUUUUCUCUCACUUUGUCACCAAUCUGCCUGCAUUUCAUCAGGUUCUGGUCUUUCUAUGCAUUAAAUCAGUACAUGUACCACAUAUCCGACCUGAAGAGCGAUUUUGGGUUGGUCGCAUUGGCCCCAAACAAUAUCGUAUUUACAGAGUGGUUGUCCGAUAUGGAUACCGCGAUGUGCCUAAGGAUGAUAUAGAGUUUGAGAAGGACCUAGUCGGCAGCAUUGCAGAAUUCAUCCGUUGUGGAGACUCUGACGAUCAAAAUGGCUCUCUAGACGGUGCCGCAGACUACUCCUUGGAGAGACUGUCUUCCAUCAGCAAAGGUCUAACAUUUCAGGAGGAGGGCAGUGAGAUUAAUGGAUCAGAUUCGUCGAUACUAUCCCCAGAUAACGAGAUAUACCAGAACGCGAUAGCGCCAAAGGCCAAGAGGGUAAGGUUUGUGCUUCCAAAGGGUGCCCAGAUUGACACCGAGGUGCGCAGUGAGCUGCAGGAACUGUCAGAUGCUAGAGAGGCAGGCAUGUCUUUCAUCAUGGGACGAGCGCACAUGAAGGCAAAAAGUGGGUCUGGUCUGGUAAAGCGGAUCACGAUAAACUUCAUCUAUGAAUUCCUGAGAAGGAACAGCCGAGGUUCUGUAACUGCAGCUAACAUACCUCAUGCUUCGAGUUUAGAAGUAGGGAUGGUGUGCCAGGUCUGAUAUGAUGUCACCACCACGGUUAGUUGUUCAUAUAUCCGUGUAAAUAUGUAUAUCCUAACAAGAAGAGGUAUAGAGGAUUCAUGAAGCAGGGCACCGUUCACCGAAAAUUGUAGAGCAGAAGUAUGCAUAGUUUUCUCUUAGAUGUCUUAUGUUGAGCUGAUCUUUGUUUUGGCUCUUUGAUAA
Messenger RNA from Lolium rigidum, 2514 nucleotides. RefSeq names its product potassium transporter 24-like. The transcript is spliced from 9 exons. The record is from RefSeq and is a predicted model, not a curated record. Bases 1 to 2331 code for a protein of 776 amino acids. NCBI's taxonomy places the organism in Eukaryota, Viridiplantae, Streptophyta, Magnoliopsida, Poales, Poaceae. Gene Ontology annotation, cellular component: membrane. Gene Ontology annotation, molecular function: potassium ion transmembrane transporter activity. Gene Ontology annotation, biological process: potassium ion transmembrane transport.